This is a messenger RNA of Orcinus orca (killer whale), 4386 nucleotides long. RefSeq names its product acyl-CoA synthetase short chain family member 3 (gene ACSS3). NCBI's taxonomy places the organism in Eukaryota, Metazoa, Chordata, Mammalia, Artiodactyla, Delphinidae. The coding region runs from base 144 to 2309 and encodes 721 amino acids. The transcript has 18 exons. The record is from RefSeq and is a predicted model, not a curated record.
CUCUGGGCACACCUCGGAAUUUGCCCCCGCCUCCCGCCUGCUCCCCUCGGGCUCCAGGAAGUCGCGAGCGCCCCAGGGGUCGCCCGAGGAGUGGGCUCGGGACCGCGGGCAGCGCAGCCUGCAGGGGGGCGCCAACGGCAGCGAUGAAGCCAUCUUGGCUGCAGUGUCGCAAAGUCACCGGCGCCGGGGGACUCGGGGGGUCCCUGCCCGCGUCCUCUCCCGCCCGGGGAGCCGGCCCGGCCCGCAGGGCGUACGUGGCCCCCGGCCAACGGGGCGCUCUCGGGGGCCGGGGCUGCCGGGCGCUGUCCUCGGGCGGCUGCGAGUACAAGACCCACUUCGCGGCCUCGGUGGCCGACCCCGAGAGGUUCUGGGGCAAAGCCGCGGAGCAGAUCAGCUGGUACAAGCCCUGGACCAAAACGCUGGAGAACAGACAUUCGCCUUCCACCAGUUGGUUUGUGGAAGGGAUGCUUAACAUUUGUUACAAUGCCAUCGAUCGUCAUAUUGAAAAUGGUAAAGGAGAUAAGAUUGCUAUCAUUUAUGACAGUCCUGUUACAAAUACUAAAGCCACUAUUACCUAUAAAGAAGUCCUGGAGCAGGUCUCUAAGCUGGCUGGUGUUUUGGUCAAGCAUGAUGUCAAGAAGGGUGACACCGUGGUUAUCUACAUGCCCAUGAUCCCCCAGGCGAUAUACACCAUGCUGGCGUGUGCUAGGAUAGGAGCCAUCCAUAGUCUCAUAUUUGGGGGAUUUGCAUCCAGAGAACUCAGCAGUCGCAUUGAUCAUGCAAAGCCCAAGGUCGUUGUUACAGCAUCGUUUGGCAUUGAACCUGGAAGGAAGGUAGAAUACAUACCACUUCUAGAAGAAGCUCUGAGAAUAGGACAACACAAGCCAGAUAAAGUUCUCAUUUAUAAUCGUCCAAAUAUGGAGCCAGUUCCUUUGGCGCCAGGUCGUGACCUUGAUUGGGAUGAAGAGAUGGCAAAAGCACAGUCACAUGAUUGUGUUCCUGUCCUUUCCGAACAUCCGCUGUAUAUUCUUUACACAUCUGGAACAACGGGGUUGCCAAAGGGUGUGGUGAGGCCCACUGGAGGAUAUGCUGUAAUGCUUAACUGGUCAAUGUCUUCUAUAUAUGGACUUAAACCUGGAGAGGUGUGGUGGGCAGCUUCUGACUUAGGCUGGGUUGUCGGACAUUCCUAUAUCUGUUAUGGACCUCUUCUACACGGAAACACAACAGUUUUAUAUGAGGGGAAGCCUGUGGGAACACCAGAUGCUGGCGCUUACUUCCGUGUGCUCGCGGAGCAUGGAGUAGCUGCCUUGUUUACAGCGCCAACUGCCAUUAGAGCAAUCCGUCAACAGGACCCUGGGGCAGCCUUGGGGAAGCAGUACUCUCUGACAAGGUUCAAAACAUUAUUUGUGGCUGGAGAACGAUGUGACGUGGAGACCCUGGAAUGGUCCAAAAAGGUCUUCAGAGUACCUGUCCUAGACCAUUGGUGGCAAACUGAGACUGGUUCCCCAAUUACAGCAUCAUGCAUUGGAUUAGGUAAUUCUAAAACACCUCCUCCAGGGCAAGCAGGAAAAAGCGUUCCAGGAUACAAUGUUAUGAUUUUGGAUGACAACAUGCAAAAACUGAAGGCUCGGUGUUUAGGAAACAUUGUGGUAAAGUUGCCAUUACCACCUGGAGCUUUUUCAGGACUCUGGAAGAAUCAGGAGGCAUUCAAGCAUUUAUACUUUGAAAAAUUUCCUGGAUACUAUGACACCAUGGAUGCUGGUUACAUGGAUGAAGAAGGUUAUAUAUAUGUUAUGUCUCGAGUUGACGACGUGAUAAAUGUUGCAGGUCACAGGAUUUCUGCAGGUGCUAUUGAAGAGAUGAUGAUGUUUAUCGAAGAACUCUUUCCUAACCCAAGAACCUCCACUAUGAUACUGAGUAAGAGUGAUGAGAGCAGUUACCCUCGUCUUGUUCCUGAUCUUAGGUCUGUCCUUUCCCAUGGCACUGUGGCCGACUGCGCUGUUGUUGGCAAGGAAGACCCUUUGAAGGGUCAUGUCCCGUUAGCACUCUGCGUGCUGAAGAAAGAUAUAAAUACAACAGAGGAACAAGUCUUAGAAGAAAUUGUGAAACAUGUUAGACAGAGCAUUGGCCCCGUGGCUGCUUUUCGAAAAGCGGUGUUUGUGAAACAGUUACCCAAAACCAGAUCUGGCAAAAUUCCCCGCUCAGCUCUGUCUGCCCUUGUCAAUGGCAAGCCAUAUAAGGUAUCCCCUACAAUUGAAGACCCCAGCAUUUUUGGGCACAUAGAAGAAAUGCUGAAGCAGGCAUUAUGACUUUUUUUUUCUUUUUUUGUCACUUUUCUAAUUGGAGUUAGAUUUUGGAAUUAUUUCCCAGAAAUAAAUAUUUAAAUAGAAAUUACAUGCAAACUGAAAUGUAAAUUGUAGAGCUUGGUCUAAAAACAAUGUACGUGAAAACUAGUAAAAGGCCUUCUGUUUGAUUAGCCCAAUUAGCACUGUUACUGGUUACCUGUAACAUUGCUCAUUAUAGAUUUUCCAGAACUUUGAUUUAAGAAAAAUAUAUCUGACAUACGAUUUAUAAAAAUUGUACCCCCCAAAAAAACAUUUUAAUUGAAAGUGACACUAAUAUCGAGCCACUUGCUGAAAUUAGGACUCUGCAGCUUUGACCCAAGACCUAAAACUCAAGUGAAGUCAGAAAACAAUUAUAAUUUUCUUAUAGAAAUUCUGAAUAUUUUCUAAUAUUCUUGAGAUGCCCACAUGCAUGGUUAUUUUAAAUGAAAUGGAUGAAAUGGGAAGUUUUAGGUAAUCAUCUAGACAUGAUUUUCUAAGUAGGAGAAUCUGUCUAGUCACAUAUUUCCUGAGGGAAGGCUGGGUACCAACCAAGGUACAGCUCUCUUCAAUCCUUUGUUACUUAGUCAAGGGGAAUCACAGGCUGGCAGAGAGCAUAGAGGUCAAUUAAUCCAAUCUCUUUGUCAUGGCGAUGAGGGCUCUUUAGCUGACUGUAUACUCUUAAUGAUUCCAGCUUCUUUUGGAAACAAGGAAAUGUGUAGAAAUGGGGAAACUGGCAAGGAAAGCUCUUAAGGAAGAAAUGUAAAAGUUUUUACAUUAGCUAAAAACCGGGAGGAGUCUUAAGAGAAACCAGAAAUCCAGAUUUUAUGUGAAAUCUCUAAUUUUUAAAUAACUCAUUAAAAAAAAAAUUGUCAUAUCCAAAGCACAUCUUUCCAUUUAAACUUCUGUAAAACUAUUGAGCAUUAAAAAAAUAACUGAAAAUUAGUCUUUGUUAAUAAGCAUAUGAUAAUGUGCCAAUUAUCCAGAGUAGGUAGAUAUAGAUAAUUACUUAUUUGGUUUACUUAGGGCUCUACAUGAGAUCAGUUAUCAAAGAAUAUAUUUAAACUCAAAAAAUACCAUACCCAUGUCUUGACGGUUCUUAAAGUAUUCCUCGGUCUUUCAGUCCAUCAGGAACAUUAUUUUUAAGAGCAACUGUCUUAACAUAUAGUCUGGUAACAUAUCACGAAAUAUAUAUGAGAGAUAAUAGAUAAGAGCUUAUUGUUUGUUUCAUAAAAAUUGCUUACAACUUGUAUAAAGACAUUCUGAAAAUGUUAGGAUUUUUUGGACUGUAGCCUAUAAGAUAAAUGGCUUCUCAAAGUAAAUUGUUAUUUGCUAAAAUUGGCUUUUUGAUUGUUACACGUGAAAAAAUACAUUCAUCUAACUGUUCCUUUUAAUUAUUUUAGUAGACUGAGUUAAACUAAUUAGAUAGAUAUUCAACUUAUAAUUUGAAGUUGUUGGGUUCCUUAAACUGUCUCUUCUCUUGAGUACAUUUUAUCUUAUCACAACUGUAAUCUCACACUUUUUAAUGUCUUAGAAUUAAGAUGUAUUACCUUCUUUUUUCAUAUAAAAUUCAGUUAAUUUGAAAUGGCAAAUUCUUUAGCCGAUUGUGUAUCAUAGUUCAUCUGCAAGGUAUAAACCCAGGCAUAUACAAGAAUUGUGUUAACGAUUACAUCUUUGAUCCUCUUGCACAUUUUUCGUGGUAAUCAAUCUGAGAGACACUUCAGCAAGCAGGCUUGGGUUAUUUUCCUGUUGAGUGGGAUUGGAAAACAGUGCACAAGACCGGGGAAGUGGUGUUUUCUUGUAUCUGGUUAAAGAAAGUGAUCUCCUUUGCAGGGUCAGAGAAAGUACUGUUCCUCUCACAAGACUGAAUGUGGGGCAAGAAAGAUACAGUCAUCAGAUUGCUUAAAUUUUGGAAGAAAAAAAAAGGAAUUUUCUAUUUUAAUACUUACCAUAAGGUACUUUCACUCAAUAGUACUUAAAAUAUUUUGAAUUAUAUGUCUUUAAAAAUAACAAUAUAAUGUUACUAAAAAAUAUAAUUUGCUGAAAUAAAUUCUGCAUGAUCUUC